ACUAGUUGCCAUGGGUGAGCCGUAUCCCGGUGAUGAGCCACUUCCCCGGGAAUGACAUUACCUGCCAAGGUGAUGUACCAUGUGACAAGAUUAUAUGGAGGUGAAUAUUCUGCGCACUGAGUCAAGAAGUAGCAAACCUUCUUCAACCCCCCAUCUGAGGAGCAGCAACAUUACAGAGCCGACAGCAGGCAGGAAAAAUAUUGCACGAUGACAAGGUGAGUUUGUUUAAUGUCUCUUUAUCUCUCUUACUGGCUAGAGCAUUGAAGACUGACUUUCGCCAAAUUGACGAGAAAGUGUAGUGGAGAAUCAUGCUUAGGCUCAUUGUCAACAAACAAGCGUUCAAGGCCAUCAGCAUUCACCCCUACCAUUCACAUAGGGGCUUUGGCACCGUUCCAGUAAGAUCGGGGGUUCGAUAGCAUACAAAUUGCACUCUAACUGGGUGUCGCAGAGACGAAACACCGAUAGUGACAGUCAUCAUGUUAACGAUCACCACCAUGAUAGCAGCGGUGGGUGUGCGGGCUUCGGGUCCCCUCCAGGCAUCACCUGGAAAGACUUUGUCCAACUCGAUAAGGUGCGCUCGGCAAUUAGAGUUCUGAUACCGGAUAUUGUACUGAGAUUUCUUAGGAUGUUUUUAAUAUCAAACUGAAGCUCGACCACAUUCAAUCUGGACAGAGCGAGAUGAGAGCUGAUGUUAAAGUCCUUAACAGCAGGAUGGACAAAAAUUUGACAAGACCGAUAGUAAGAUUGACCGUGUGUUCUACGGUGUUAUUACUACUCUUGUUGGGUUUGUCUUGAAAGGAGGGUUCGAUUAUUACCAGGCCUCCAAGAAGUAGGCUUUGGCAUAGGUAACUGCAGUGGAGUCCAUUCAUUUGAAAAGAUUGGUGACUGAUUGGUAUGAUAUAGAUGUGACUCUUUCCAUGGCCUUGGGGUUGAUUGGUAGGCAAUGUCAUUGAUAGACUUUUUUUCUUUUUUCUUCAUCAAUUGACGCAUAGGAUACGGUGCUACGGGAAUUUAUUUGGUACGCUAGGCAAUUAAGCAGCGAUAGAAUAGGCAAUUCUAUUUAAUUGAUUUUCCUCCC
This is a messenger RNA of Tuber aestivum (summer truffle), 1078 nucleotides long. The record is from the annotation of a GenBank genome assembly. NCBI's taxonomy places the organism in Eukaryota, Fungi, Ascomycota, Pezizomycetes, Pezizales, Tuberaceae.